This is a messenger RNA of Struthio camelus australis, 3519 nucleotides long. Lineage: Eukaryota; Metazoa; Chordata; Aves; Struthioniformes; Struthionidae. The record is from RefSeq and is a predicted model, not a curated record.
UCUCUAUCACACAUCAGACUUUUCCCAGUGGAGCUGGAAAAUAGGCUUCAAUGAAAACUGCCUGUUUGCAGCUAGAAGGAGAUUGCAGGCACCACAAUCACUGUUUCCUCUGCCUGACCUGGAGCAGAAACUACAUCAGCAGGAUGGAAAGGUAGUCUUAUUGCCUAGCAAAGGUGGGAUGAUUUAUCUCUGUCUCUAGAUUGGUCCCUUUUCUUUGCUGUACAAGAGAAUUGUUAUCAGACUUCCAAAGAGAAUGAAGCCAGGCUAGAAUUCAGAGUGGAUGUGUGAAAGCUGCUCUCCCAGGGAGGAAAAGGAAUCACAGGCUUUCUGUGCUUUUUGUUCUUGUGCAGCUCAGAACAAUGGUUUUAUCUGCCCCAGUUAUUGCCCUGGGGGCUACCUUAGGGACUGCAACUAGCAUCCUUGCCCUCUGUGGUCUCACCUGCUUCUGCAAAUGCAAGCAACCUGGGAAAGGACUCUCAGAAAAAGACCAAGAUGAGGAUAUGGAAAAUGCUAAACCCAGUGUGCUUCAGCCAGUCCAGCAAUUCAGCGUUAAGAAGACUGCCGAACCAGUCCAGCCUCGAGCACUCCUGAAGUUUCCCAACAUCUAUGGCCCAAAACCAGUAGUAACUUCACCUGAAAUUGUUAACUACACACAGUACUCCUUGAAGACAACAGAAGAACCAGCUGCUGGAAAACAUACUGGUUUGGAUGAGAACAGGAUGAAGAUACAAGUCAAUGAAGAGCUGUUUGUUCUCCCUCAAAACGGUGUUGUAAAGGAUGUGUGUGUCACUGAGCACUUGAAUCCUGAAAAGGCAGCCAGCUGUAACCAAGUCCCUGAACUGCGCUACUCCCUUGCAUAUGAUCGACAAAAAGCUGAGCUGCGUGUGGCUCUUCUUGAAGCUAUGCAUGGAGGGAUGAGUGGGGACCAAGACACUGGAUGCCAUUGCUACAUACUGGGUACACUGAUGAGCAAGUCUGGUAUUACUGAGGCCCAGACAGAGUUGAAGAAGAAGGUGCUUCACACCCUCUGGGAGGAGGUCCUGCUCUUCCCAUUAAUUGAGGAGGAGGUGUCAGAAGCAACACUGACUCUCACCCUGAGGAACUGCGACAAGUUCUCCAGACACAGCAUUGUUGGGGAACUCAAACUGAGCCUUGCUAACAUGGAGGACUCCUUUGGGAUGGCCCAGUGGGAAAGACUAAAGACUCCAGAGAAGGAGCCAUCUACAGGCCAUGGGGAGGUUCUGCUUUCUAUCAGCUACCUGCCAGCAGCCAACCGCCUGCUUGUGGUGAUUAUUAAGGCUAAAAAUCUGCAUUCCAAGCAGCUAAAAGAUCUGCUUGGAAAUGAUGUUUCUGUCAAGGUAACACUGAGGCAUCAGUCCCUGAAGUUGAAGAAGAAGCAGACAAAACGUGCAAAACACAAGAUCAACCCUGUCUGGAAUGAGAUGAUCAUGUUUGAGGUGCCUCACGAGCUUCUGCGUGCCUCCAGUGUGGAGUUAGAGAUGCUGAGCCAGGAUGGUGCCGGUGAGAGCCACAUACUUGGCAAAUGCAGCCUUGGCCUGCAUGUUGUGGGUGCAGAGCGGAACCAUUGGGAAGAAAUGCUGAGAAACCCCAGGAGGCAGAUAGCCAUGUGGCACCAGCUCCACAUGUAGGCACAUCAUGGUUACCGCCAACUAGAUUUCUGCCAAGCCCCUGAGCCUAAGGAAAUAAGCUAUAUUUCACCUUCCACCUUCCCAUCCACACAAUGACCAGGCACAGCAUUCUUUCUAUGCCGCCCUGCUUGGCUUCCUGCCAAAAGAAUGCCUCAUGCUAGUCCAGGAAAUAGUCUGGAAAGUUCAUUUAAAGGACAAUCCCCCACCUCAUCAAGUGGUUCUCUCAAACAAGGGAUUUGACUGUGUGGAUGAUUUGAAUUAAUUUUAUCAGCCUGCAUACUGUUGUUUCCAUGUGGUUUCUAAAGAGUAUAGAUAUGUUUCUGUGAAAUGACUAAACCAACCCAAGGAAGGGGAGCAGAGGGAUCCCUUCCUUGGGUAGAAAAGGUUACUGACUCCUUGACAUCUGGUAUGAUCGCUCAAGUCCCUUGGCGAGGGCUGGCUCCAUAAUCACAAACACGCUGCAGCCAUUUUGCCACUUGCUGUUUUUCAUAAUGCUUUACAAGACUGUGAGAAAUUAAUUGUAAAACUAGUUCUGACUGCUGACCCAAAGUAGCACUAUGAAAGAGAGAGUAAAACCAAGUGGAAGCAUAGAUGGAUACCCAGAAAUAGAGAAAGAACUGAGAGAAAGAAUAGUGGGAAAAGAUAAAGUGAGACAAAGUCAACUGCAUAGCCUUGGAAACAAACGCUGCCAAACACUAAGUCAAAUACCUUUCUACAAUUUUGUUUCCUGAAGUAUUGGACACCUUGGAUUUAGGGUUGCUGAAAGCCACUGAAAACAUGAAAAUUUCAGAAUCCUUUAACAGAAUACCCAUAUCUUCUAUCUUGCUUUCUACAAUAUCACCCAGAAAGAUCCUCAACACAGAUAAAUAGUUUUUAUUGAUGUUACCUCCAAAAACUUGGACCAAAUUCUUCUGCUUAGUGCCAUCUUUCCUAUCUAGGAAUUUCUGAGCUGGACAAGUUUCAGAUGCUCACAGUCUAUUUCAGGCAGCAUCCAAGACUAGACAAAAGAAGUGGGAUCAUUUCAUACCUCAGCACUUAAGUGAUGGUUUUGAUUUGAUGUUUAGUGAUCGCACGCUCAAACCCUCAUACAAGGACUACUAGAAGACAACCCUUAAGAACUGCCAUGUGUGUCAUCACCUCCAAACAAAAGGAAUUCACUGAACAGACAGAUUCUCCAUGGCUUGUUUGUUGUGUGCACUUUCAAGAUUUGAUGUGGUUUAAAUGUUACUGUUUAAUCUCCUUGUGGUGUUUAAAUGGACUGAAAGCUGCCAUUGGCAGUGGUGAUGUUACGACCCUAUGAGCACACUGCUUAUCCUGCCACUUUAUAUCAAGUGGUAGACACAGCUUUAAGGGACUUGCAUGAGGACAAGGCAUGUGAAAGUCUGAAAACAGGACCAUAUUGUUUUUAGCACUGAAGAACUCAGAGAAUAGCAAAAUUGCAUUGCUUCCCACUUAAUUUUUGCAGUGUCAGCUUGAUCCUCUAUUUAAUUCCUGGGCUGCACUCAGAAGAGGGUUCCCAGCAGGCUGAGGGAAGUGAUCCUUCCUCGCUUCUCAGCACUGGUGAGACCACAUCUGGAGUGCUGGGUUCAGUUCUGGGCCCUCCACAGCAAGAAAGAUGUGGACAUACUGGAGUGAGUGCAAUGAAGGGCCACAAAGAUGAUUAAGGGACUGGAGCAUCUGACAUACAGGGAGAGACUGAGAGAGCUGGGAUUGUUCAGUCUACAGAAGAGAUGGCUGGGGGGGGUCUAAUCAACGUAUGUAUAUAUCUGAGGAGGGGGUGUAAAGAAAUGGAGCUGUACUUUUCUCAGUGGUGCCCAGUGAACAGACAAGAAGCAAUGGGCGCAAAUUGAAAUACAGGAAAUGUCUUUUA